AUCAAAAGAAUGAAGUAUUACAUACAGACUGAAAGAAAUACAAAAUUUUAAUUUAUUAUUUAUAUUGAAAGAAUAUUUUAUAUAAUUUUUGGGAGAUUAUUUUUAUAAUUGCCAACUGAACUCAAUUAAUUUUAUGUGGACGCAAUUAACAAUUCAGUAAAAUAAUAAAGAUGUUAUCAUGCAUGCAGAGGGGUAUGGACCCGGAUACCUUAUAUUGUUCACCAGAUCCAUUAUUCGAUGAAAUUACGGAAGUAUUUUUGGACACCUUCGGUACUAAUACAAUACCAGCGGGAUAUGUGAAGGGGGACAGCUAUGGCCCAAAAACAAAUAGACAAGAUUUCGCCAAAUUAUUUAGAGUGUUUUACAUACUUAUCAUACUUGCUGUUUUAUGUGUUUUAGUAUUGAUAAUGAUGAUUAUUUUCUUAGUAUGGUACUACAAAAGGCGCAAUUAUGAAGCAAAAUCGUGCAGCAAAAUAAAAUUCUGGUCAUUGUUUAUUAUCAUACUGUUGCUGCUUUCGCUCAUAUUGUCAGCUUUCGGGCUCUACAUGGCCUUCGCAAAUAUUUCAGAUCUGAGGAAAAUAUAUACAAAACCCGAAGUUGUGAGUAACGAAGAUGUGAUUAACGAAGAUAAAUUUGAUAACAUCGAAGACGCUGUUUCUAAAAUCCUGGUUAAAGAUUUUGAAAAAUUAAAAACCAAUUCAAUUUCUAGUUGCGGGAAUUCCAAUUCCCUAAAGGAUCUUUACUCUGCCACAACCAAAUUGAGGAAAAUAUCAUCCGAAAAAUACAAGAAGUUCAGCAACUACAUCGACGACCACAUCAUUACGUCUUUUGCCUAUAUGUUACGGCAUGAAGAUGUAUACCGAAUGUUUGCACGAAAUUUUAGUGCUUAUAUGAGCGUGGAAGAGGAAGGACGAAAAAUUGUCCUCGAUAAUAAUAUCACUCUUUUUGAUGACUAUAUAUUUGCACUAAGUGACUGGUGGGUCUUACACAAUAUCUCAUUGACGAUUACAAAACUGAUGCCUUACUACGCCAUAACUGCGAAAUCGGAUCUAAGGAAGAUACGCGUUUGUAUGCAUAUAGAGGAUUAUUUUGAUGAAAUAUCGGUGAGCGUUAACCAACAAAGAAAUUUUAUUAACGAAAAGUUUGAAUCGAUAUUUGAGACGACAACUAGGGAUCAUAAGGCUCCAUACAAGUUUGGAUACAUUAUAUGUAUUAUAGCCACUGUGGUUCUUAUCUUUUUUCUUAUUUUUCUAUUGUGCAGUUUGUGUUUGAAAUUUAAAACUAUGGUCAAACCUCUCAUAUUUAUCUACAUAAUGCUCACAUUGGUUUUCAUUCUCAUGGCUUUCGUCACAUUUUACCAUUUCUUCUAUGGAGUUAUUGAAUAUAAUGGAUUGUGUGAAUAUAAUGCAAGAAAAGCAAAUGUGGAUAGUUUCAGACGUAGGAUGCUUCAGGCAUGCACGAGUAAUCAGAAUGUGUAUACAUUAUUGGCAGAAAAUCAUUGGAUAAACGGUUUAUCUGAAUGGAAUACGAUCGAUGAUUCUGAAAUUUAUGACGAUUGCAUAGACACUUGUACCCCAUUGGAACGACUAUUCUUAUUUAAAUUGGAUGAGUCGGUUAGGGAAUAUCCAAAGGAAUGUUUUUGUCAAUAUAAAGGAAUAGAUAAAAAGUGGCUAAAAAACAUCGAAAGCAAGUAUAAGGAAUAUGCGAAAACCAUGACUGACUUCCCAUCAACCGAAACUUAUUAUUCGGACCGAAUUCGUAAAACCUCCUGUGUUUUGGAUCUGGCAAAACAAAUGGACACGCCAUUCACUAAAAAAAUAUAUAAAAGUUGCACUAGUGCUUUUGAUAUUGGAACAGAAUUUGCCGAAACAUUCCGAACGGCUCUUGAUGAAGUAAAUGAUAUGUGUCAAACAACUAUCGACUCUUGUUCGGCAUAUAUUAGAGAACUUAACGACCUCGUUCAAAACAUAACUGAUUUUAAAAUAAAAUCUGAGGACCAGCUUAAGCUUCAGUUUGGAACCUGUGAUGAUAUGUUUAGAACUUCAAGGAUAAAGCAGGAGAAAUAUUGUAACUGUGACAUAUACACAUUGAAUGGUGUCUGGGUUGGGAGUCUUAUAUUCUUGUUGGGCACACUUUUGGCUCUCCUGCUUUUGCCUUGCUUAUUGUAUCUAUUCGUCAAAUGUAGCGGGAAGGAUCGUUUGCUGUCAAGCACGAGCCGUGAAGUCAGAGAUAGAGAAGGUGAUGAUAGUUUGGGUAGAGACUCUGCUUAUUCAAUACUAUUGCCAGCUAUAACUCUACCAAAGCAUGUAAUAAACUCAAUACGGGAUGAUCCGCGGGUUAGAUACAAAGUAAAAAAAAUUAAUUAAUUUGAAAGCAUUCAACCAAUCCCGAAAUACAUCACAUGUCGCAUGACGUGAAAAUAAAAAAUAAAAACCAAAGCGAAUGAAUUUUAGUUGGUGAUGAUAUGUGAGUGUAUGAGCAUUGAAAGAAAUUACAUCUAAUUGUAUUAAAUUGUAUUCAAUUUAAAUUUUCCAAAAAUUAUAUUAUAUUAUAUAAUUAAAUACAAUUAUAUUUAUAACCUUU
Zeugodacus cucurbitae (melon fly) is the source of this 2583-nucleotide messenger RNA. RefSeq lists its product as uncharacterized. Bases 171 to 2366 code for a protein of 731 amino acids. The transcript is spliced from 15 exons. The record is from RefSeq and is a predicted model, not a curated record. NCBI's taxonomy places the organism in Eukaryota, Metazoa, Arthropoda, Insecta, Diptera, Tephritidae.